This is a messenger RNA of Psilocybe cubensis, 816 nucleotides long. RefSeq lists its product as uncharacterized. Gene Ontology annotation, cellular component: cytoplasm. The coding region runs from base 1 to 816 and encodes 271 amino acids. Gene Ontology annotation, biological process: protein folding. Lineage: Eukaryota; Fungi; Basidiomycota; Agaricomycetes; Agaricales; Agrocybaceae. The transcript has 4 exons. The record is from RefSeq and is a predicted model, not a curated record.
AUGGCUGUAAACCCAAAUGAAGACACCGAAUUCAACGAUGCGCUCAGGAAGUAUGGAAUCAUUGGUCCCAGGGAGUCAACCCCCCCUUCCCCGUCUCCGCCACCGUCGCCAACUUUGGACGAUGUUUUAGACGAAUUUACGGCAAAAGAACUUCAAGAAUUAAGCGAGGAUGUCAAUAAUGAAGAAACUGAACGCUUAAUAGCCGUUUAUAGGCAGAAAAGGAUUGAUGAGGAACGUAGGGAUAGACUCCGAGCACGAUUUGGAGAAGUCUAUCCUAUCGGAAGGGAAGAUUACACUAGAGAAGUCACAGAUGCAAGUAAAGUAGAUGAGGAGGAUGACAACGAAGAAAAGGGUACAGGUGUGAUAUGUUUUUUGUAUAAAGAUGGGAUACCUAGAAGCGAUCGCGCCUUUCAGCACGUUCGUGGCUUAGCAAGAAAAUACCCUCGUAGCAAAUUUGUUUCGAUAGUUGGAGAUAAAUGUAUCCCCAACCUUCCAGAUUCCAGAGUCCCCAUGUUGAUCGUGUACAGAAAAGGGGAAAUCAGACAACAAAUUGUUGCAUGGGGUGCUGAUCGUGAACGUCGUCAAGAGGAACUCGAAGCUAUUUUACUAGUAACGGGUGCUCUUGAUAUCCCAGAUCGUGUAGAGCCAACAGGAGGAAAAGACGAGGAAGAAGAUGAAGAUUUUGAGGAAGACGAUGGUGACCCUUCAUCUAGGAUGCGCUCAGCCGCAACAUCUACGAAUGCGCGCGCUCCCAGGAACAUUAGGUCUCAAAAAAAGAAGGACGACUCAGAUUCAGAUUUCGAAUUCGACAUGUAA